AUGAAGGCCACUGUCGCAUUGUCCCUGCUGCUCUUUGCGCCGAACAGUCUCCAAGAUGACUCGCCUGCGCAAAAGGCCUGCAAGGCACUGCAGGACAAGUAUCCCAAAUUGACCGCGUAUGAUUUGGAUCCGCGCUACAUCGAGGCCAACACGGACUUCUAUACGUCCAGCGCCUUCCUCGGCCCAGCAUGCGUCUUUGAGCCGUCCGACAGCUACCAGAUGGCCGAUGCCGUGCUAACCUUCCAGAACUUCUCGUCUCCCUUUGCCGUGCGUGGUGGUGGACACAUGCCCAUCGCUGACGCGGCGAAUAUCAAUUCCACGGGUGUCCUGCUCUCCACGGCAGGCCUGUCGCAGGUGCAGGUGUCUGAUGAUAAGAAGACGGUUAAUGUCGGGCCUGGCAAUCAUUGGGUCGAUGUGUACAGGGGGCUGGAGCCGUACGGGUUGACUGUUGUUGGUGGUCGGUUGGGUGUGGUUGGUGUGCCGGGUCUACUGCUGGGAGGGGGGGUGUCGUAUUUUGGGAAUGAGUAUGGGUGGGGGUCUGCGAAUAUCGCUAGUUUUACGGUCAUCCUGGCGAAUGGAACGGUUGCAGUCGCGCGUGCAGACAAUGAGUACUCGGAUCUCUUCUGGGCGCUCCGUGGUGGUGGAAAUUCGUUUGGUAUCGUGACGAACUUUGAGAUGAACACUAUCGAGGCACCCGAGGUGAUGAUUGGAUUGGCUUCGUACGUGAGCAACGAGCAUACUGCGGACGACUUCAUCGACGCCGUCCACGACUACGCCGUGUCGGGGACGAAAGACCACAAAUCAGCCACUAUCCCGACGGCAGAGUUCAUCCAAGCCUUGGGGACCGUGUUUUAUAGUUCAUUCCUGUUCUACAACGGGAAGAACGAGUCGCCCGCGUCGUUGAGGAAGUUCCUAGGUACGAAGAACGGCACGUCGACGCAUGACCAAGGGCUGAAGACCAUGACCAACUCGUACUCGUACCGGUCGAUGUACAAAUGGUCGCAAGAGCUGGACCCUACAUUCCCGCUGCUCAAGGGUGACCGUCAGCGAUUCUACGUGUUGAACAUUCACGCGUCGAACCGCGAGGCCAUCGCCAUCGUGCACGACACGUACCUGGACAUUGCCAAGUCUGAGCUUCCGCCUGGCGUCCUUGUCGCGGCACUGGCGUUUCCUGCUGUUGGUGAGAGGUAUAUCGAGGCAUCGACGGUGAACGGCGGCGACCCCAUGUCGUUGGAUCCCGAAGGCGCGCCGUACAUCUGGGUCGAGGAGAGUAUCACGGCGCUGAGCACGGUGACGGACGAGCAGCUGGAUGAGUUUUACGACAAGGCGAACGCAGAGAUCACCAAGCGCCUAAACGAGAGGGGCAUUGACAUCCCGGCGUUCUUGUACCUGAACGACGCCAAUCCCAAGCAGGACGUGUUCGCGACGUAUCCCCAGGAGAACGUGCAGCGGUUGAGGAGGAUCAGGGCCAAGUAUGAUCCCGAACGGGUGUAUACGGAUUUGAUGCCCGGAGGAUGGAAGGUGGAUUAA
Messenger RNA from Aspergillus chevalieri, 1530 nucleotides. RefSeq names its product FAD-binding oxidoreductase. Gene Ontology annotation, molecular function: FAD binding. Lineage: Eukaryota; Fungi; Ascomycota; Eurotiomycetes; Eurotiales; Aspergillaceae. The coding region runs from base 1 to 1530 and encodes 509 amino acids. The transcript is spliced from 3 exons. The record is from RefSeq and is a predicted model, not a curated record.